CAACUUUGCUCAUUUUGACAGUGCUUCCCAAAACAACGCGUCCUGGUGUUUACAAUUUAAUUCGCUCUUGCACAGCAUAUUGAGUGUUAUAGAUUUCGUUAAUUUCCGUAAUUUCCGACAAGUUUGUGCAAUAUGAGCGCAAUGGAAGAAGAAUUUGAGGAGGACGGAUGGAUGCACCGAAACCACCAGCCUGGCGAAGAAGAGGCCGAUGCCCAUGAAGAGCCAUUGGAGAACCCUCAGGAGGUACUCGGCGAAUGUCUGGGGAAGUUUGCGACUUCCGACUACAUAAUGGAACCAGGAAUUUUCGCACAACUCAAACGUUACUUCCAAGCUGGCGGCACUCCAGAACAAGUCAUCAACCAGCUGUCCGCGAACUACACCGCUGUCGCACAGAUGGCGAAUCUUCUUGCCGAGUGGCUCAUACUGGCGGGAGUUCGCGUUACGGACGUACAGGCAAUGGUCGAGAACCAUUUGAAGGAUAUGAUUCUGAAAACAUUCGACCCCAAAAAAGCGGACAAGAUUUUUACCGAGGAGGGUGAAACGCCCGCCUGGUUGACGGAGAUGAUUGAGCACCAUACCUGGCGAUCGCUGAUAUACCGUCUCGCCGAGGAGUAUCCGGAUUGUUUGAUGUUAAAUUUCACAAUCAAGCUGAUAUCCGAUGCCGGGUUUCAGAGUGAAAUUACGUCAAUUUCAACGGCAGCCCAGCAGAUUGAGGUGUUUUCUAGAGUGCUGAAAACGGCUAUUGCCAAGUUUCUCAAUCAUCCCGAUGACUGGCAAAGUGCCAUUCAUGAAUGCGCCAAAAUGGUUUGCCACGGACAGCACACAUAUGUUUAUAGUCAGGUACUUAUUCAAGUGCUGUCCCAGGAAUCCAAGGGAGGCUUCAUCAUGAAGCGUUUGGCGCAGGAGAUUACCAAAUACGCACUGAAGAAUAAUCAUAAUGUGACUCCUAUCACGAUGGCACUGAACGGAUCCGCCAGGCACCCGCAGGCAUGCGAAGCACUGACUUCCAUGCUGACACGAAACGCGCUGAAUCCGGCCGAUAUUACGGUACUGUUCCGUAAUUAUUCUUCACCAGAGCCACCCCCAAUCGAUCUCAUCCGGAAUCCCCAAUUCCUGGAUCUGUUGGUGGACUCGUUGUUCAAGAUGGGUGUGAAAAUUAACCAGGAGCACAAAUCGAAGUACAUCUAUCUGCUGGCGUAUGCGGCGAGUGUUUGCGAAUCUCCCACGAAGAAGGGUCAAGCGAAAGGCCAUAGAACUGUCAACAAAGACGAGCUGAAGCCCACGAUUCAGGCCAUCGAGAAAGUGCACGCAAUUUGUAACGUGAAUCGUGGUUCCACUGAACUAAUCGCUGAGAUAUCCACUCUCUACAAUUGCAUCCGCUUUCCGGUGGUUGGAGUGGGCGUAAUUCGGUGGGUGGAAAACACCGUUACGGAAGCUUCCUAUUUCAAGCUGUGUACGGAGAGCUGUCCGCUCCAUUUGGCCCUGUUGGACGAGGUUGCGUGCGUUCAUUCCUCGCUGCACGAUCAGAUUCUGCGACUGCUAAUCCAGUUGUUCGAAUCCAAGCAGGACGAGCUAGAGAUUCUGGUUCAGCUGGAGAUGAAGAAGAUGUUGCUCGAUCGUAUGGUAAACCUGUUGGCGCGGGGAUGCGUUGUACCGGUUGUCAAGUACAUCCGGCAGUGUUGCAACCGGGGGGACACCGAUAUAUCACUGAUACGAUACUUCGUCACCGAGGUAUUGGAAACUAUCACCCAUCCUUAUUCGCCCGAGUUCGUUCAGCUGUUUCUGCCCAUGGUGGAGAACGAGGAAAUCACUGGUUCCAUGAGGGGGGAGGGCGACAAUGAUCCGGUUUCGGAAUUUAUAGUUCACUGUAAGGCACACUAUACAACAAUUUAGGAGGAGCAGAUACAAACGCGAAGUUCAUUUCAUCCGAAAGCAUUGAAUAUGACACAGUAAAAACUGUUGAGCAUCUUGCUCGACAGCACCGAUAGUCUGAAUUUGAGCCAAUCUGGCUACACUGGUGUCAUACUAUUCUAGAAUGAAAUUCAGCUUUGUUCAAAUAAAAAUUCACUUCGUUUUUGUCUUUGACACGAGCAACAAGUGUUCUAUUUUCUUCUCGUUAGAAACUUGCUUCCACAUAUCCUGUGCACUCUAACCGGUUAUGGGCACAAGCUUUUCCGCCAAAUCGAUAAAAGUAAAUCACGUUGAUCGUGUGUCGUAAAAUCAGUUGUGUCAACAAUUUUCGCAUCUGAAAUGGAGCUGCAAUACAUAAUUCGGACUAAAUUGUACCGAUUUGCCGGUGUCAAGUGGUAACUUCGGUUAGCAAUAUGAUAAACCAAUUUAAUCAGCCACAGCCGCUCAACAUAGUGGAACCCGAGCUAUCGUCGAGAAAAUUAAAGCCUGGUGAAGUACAUCCAAUUUAUAAAAUCAACCGCCUUAUAAAUCGAGUAGUGAUGUUCGAAGAGCCGUACAAACGGACUGAUCCUGUGUUGUGUCACAACUGUCAAGGGUUCGGCCAUGUCAAAGGGCACUGUAAACUCCCAGCUUUCUGCGUAUUUUGCAGUGGUAUACACGAAACAAAAAAACAAAAAAAAAUUCAGUAACUGCGGUGACAAUCAUACUGAAAACUACAGGGAUGCCUAGUAUACACUACCUUAAGGAAAAAAUCGGUAGAAUCCCGACAAAAAUGGUAACUAGCAGGCUUGCAAACCAAAACUACAACUAUCGGUAAACAGAGUCACACUCCUGAAACCCUAACAUCUUGGGUUCACGCCGUCACCCAGCACAUCGUAUAGGGAUGCUUUACUCUCCAACCACCAACACCCAUAAUUCCUCCCGUGGACCACUUACAAGUAUUUAUGGGUCCAACUAUGCAAUUAGUGACAUCAAUGCGAACAAUGAUACAAGAAAUGUGCGCAGCCAGCAACUUCUCGUCCAAAAACUGCAAUGUUAAAAAAAUUAGUGGGUUAUAUCUAUGAUAUAACCG
Toxorhynchites rutilus septentrionalis is the source of this 2983-nucleotide messenger RNA. It is a transcript of the gene TH1, whose product is annotated as negative elongation factor D. Bases 133 to 1893 code for a protein of 586 amino acids. Lineage: Eukaryota; Metazoa; Arthropoda; Insecta; Diptera; Culicidae. Gene Ontology annotation, biological process: negative regulation of transcription elongation by RNA polymerase II. Gene Ontology annotation, cellular component: nucleus; NELF complex. The transcript has 5 exons. The record is from RefSeq and is a predicted model, not a curated record. Gene Ontology annotation, molecular function: RNA binding.